Molecule: messenger RNA, 1431 nt
Organism: Lactuca sativa (garden lettuce)
Lineage: Eukaryota; Viridiplantae; Streptophyta; Magnoliopsida; Asterales; Asteraceae
Product: plant UBX domain-containing protein 10
Biological process (GO): ERAD pathway
Cellular component (GO): endoplasmic reticulum
Molecular function (GO): ubiquitin binding
Source: RefSeq, a predicted model, not a curated record
GAAAAAUAUAUUGCAAAUUCGUGAACAAAUAUUAUGUAAAUGUCCUAGAAAACAGUCAUUUUUUUAAAAUGCCUACUAAAAAACAAAACUACAUGAUGACAACCAUAGAAACUAUUGCUAAUUGAUCAAAUAGUCAAAAAGCAACGACCUUUACCACAUUGGGUUCCCAUUUACUUUAAUCUCUUCCAAGUUUCCAUUUUGUCAGAGGAAAUGCUACAUAGGCAGUGAUGCAAGUGUUGUGGCUCGACCCAAAAUGGCUAAUCCACUAGAAAUGUUGGAAGCCUCAUGCACUAGAUUAGUACGUCGAAUGGUUAGCCUCCCACGAGCCAUAAUGGAUCAAGGACUAGACCUCAUGAGAAACCACCACCAAUUCCCACCACCAAAUGUUCCUGUCUACAACCACCAACCUCCACUAGAUCACUCCAUUUCUAAUCAUCUUCAACCAGAUCUGAGUUUUCUAUCAUGUUUUGAGCAACACUUUGGCAUCAUCCAUCCGUUCUUCUAUGCAUGUAGGUUCGUGGAGGCGUUAAAGAUGGCUCAAGAUGAACACAAGUUUGUGUUCUUGUACUUGCAUUUGCCUAAUCACCCAUUUACACCACAUUUUUGUAAGGAAACUUUGUGUUCUGAAGUAGUGGUGCAGUUUCUUGAUGCAAAUUUCGUGUCAUGGGGUGGUAUUGCUGAUCAAGGUGAGGGUUUGCAUAUGGCUACAACACUUCAGCCAGCUAGCUAUCCGUUUUGUGCGAUUGUCGCCCCUGGUUCAAACCACAACUUAGACGUGGUUCAACAGAUGGAAGGGCCGGUGACCCCAGAAGAACUAGUAGAAAUACUACAAACGAUACUCGAGGAGCAACAAUCAGCGUUCAGUAAUAGAAGGGCACAAGCUGAAGAAAAAAGAAAAGCCGAUAUUCGAUUGAUACAAGAACAAGAUGCCGCUUUUGCUGCCUCUCUCCAAGCGGAUCAGGAAAAGAUGUCAAAACUAGAAAAUAAAGCUCAACACGAAGAAAAUGCAACUGCCAUUGGUCAACAUUCUCAGAUUUUAAUACGGUUUCCAAAUGGAGAAAGGAAGGAGAAAACAUUCUCGAGUUUAGACAAAAUGGAAGCCAUUUUCAAAUUCAUCGAUUCACUAGGCAUACCGGGAAUUGGUGAAAACUACAGACUCGUAUCAAGUUUUCCUAGAAAGGUUUACGGUGUUGAUAAGGGAAGUAUGACCCUUAAAGAUGUCGGGUUUCAUUCAGAAGCAACUUUAUUUAUUGAACUUGUUUGAUUAUGUUUCGUAUUGCAGUAUAUUUAAGAUUAUUCCUAGACCAUUUUUUUAUUGUGAAGCAUUCAGUUGUAUUAUUCAUGUACAUCUAUCAUUUCUUGGAAAAACCAAACCACUGUCGAAGCUAUCAUUUUAAAAUAAAUGGACUUAGGUCAUCCAUUUCUGUGCAA